AUGACUCCUCUUAUUUACUCCACCCUAAUUAUCAGCCUUGGAAUUGGCACCACCCUAACAUUUGCCAGCACCCACUGAUAUCUCGCCUGAAUAGGCAUUGAAAUCAACACAUUAGCUAUUAUUCCCCUUAUAACACAAAGCCACAGCCCCCGAGCAACUGAAGCCACCACUAAGUACUUCUUCGCACAAGCCACCGCCUCAGCCACACUUCUCUUCGCUGCUACCUCUAACGCUUUCUUCACUGGAAGUUGAGACAUUCUUCAAACCAAUAAUCCCCUUACCUAUACCCUAAUAACCCUUGCCCUGGCCAUAAAAAUUGGCCUAGCCCCGCUUCACAGCUGAAUGCCCGAAGUAAUGCAAGGCCUAACUUUACUUACAGGCCUGAUCCUUUCCACCUGACAAAAACUUGCCCCCUUUUGCCUUAUUUAUCAAAUUCAACCGCACAGCCCGAACCUUUUCAUGGCCUUAGGGCUCCUGUCCAUUGUUGCAGGGGGAUGAGGAGGCUUCAACCAAGUACAGCUACGAAAAAUCCUUGCAUACUCAUCAAUUGCCCAUCUCGGAUGAAUAGUUCUUAUCCUUUCUUUCUCGCCCCCUCUAACACUUGUUGCCUUUUCCACUUAUCUUAUAAUAACUUUCUCCCUAUUUUAUUCUUUUAUAAUAACCAAAACCACACACAUUAAUUCCCUUUCCACCUCCUGAGCCAAAAUUCCAACUCUCACCGCUUUAACCCCCCUAAUUCUUCUCUCCCUUGGAGGCCUGCCCCCUCUAACAGGAUUUUUACCAAAAUGAAUAAUCCUUCAAGAACUGACCAAACAAGACCUAGCCCUAGUCGCCGUCCUCGCCGCCCUAUUUUCACUCUUUAGUCUUUAUUUUUACCUCCGACUAUCAUACGCAAUAACAUUAACUAUACCCCCGAAUAACCCCGCAGGAACCCUUCCUUGGCGACUCAACCCCUCCCACAAUACCCUCCCCCCAGCUUUAACUACCACAAUAACAAUUUUUCUUCUCCCAAUCACCCCAGCCUUUAUAACACUCUUUUUCCUCUAA
Messenger RNA from Gambusia affinis (western mosquitofish), 1047 nucleotides. The record is from the annotation of a RefSeq genome assembly. Lineage: Eukaryota; Metazoa; Chordata; Actinopteri; Cyprinodontiformes; Poeciliidae.